GUCAACACUGCAUUGCAAAGUGUGGAAACAUUUUCGCAUGAAUAAAUUAUUGAGAGACCAGUGGAAGAAACUCCGUCCAUCCACUGCAACUCAAAAUUUUCACCUUCGCAAAUCCAUAAAUAUCGGGGAAAAAAAAAAAAAGAAAAAAAAAAAAAAGGAGCCAUGGCAGAACUAGAAACCUUUAGUAUUGCAGACAGGAUAGUUGGGAAGUUAGCUUCUGUAGCAGUGCGAGAGCUUGCAAUCUUCUCAGGCAUGGAGGACCAGAUUUCAGAAUUAGUAGGUACCAUUUCAACAAUCAAAGAUGUACUUCUUGAUGCUGAGGAGCAACAGGUUGAUAAUCAUCAAAUCAAAAGCUGGCUUGAGAGGGUUGAAGAUGUAGUUUAUGAUGCUGAUGACUUUGUGGACUACUUCUCCACCGAAGCUAUGGCCAAGCUCCUCCAGGUACGCACUUUCUUCUCAUGGCCAAGCCAACUUGUGCUUCGUCACAAAAUGGGUCGUAGAAUAAAACAGAUUAAUGGAAAACUACAUGCCAUUGAUUCGGAUAGGAAUAGAAUGGAUUUGGAUUUGGGGGUGUUUUAUGAGGAACCUUUGGUUGUCACUAAAAGUAGUUACAGGGCUCACGCUUUUGUAAGUCAAGGAGAAGUAUUUGGAAGGGAACGUGAUAGGGAGGCCAUCUUGAAACUUUUGUUGGAUCCCAAAGUUGAAGAAGAAGAGAAUGUGUGUGCUGUAGCCAUAGUGGGUUUAGCAGGAGUAGGAAAAACCACACUUGCUCAAUUUGUGUAUAAUGAUGACAAGGUUCGAAGACAUUUUGAUUUAAGAAUGUGGGUCAGUGUUUCGCAAGAUUUUGAUGUCGGAUUACUUGUUGAAAAAAUCAUUAAAUCUGCAUAUGAUGUGAAUACAGAAAAUCUAGAGAUGGAUCAAUUGCAGAAGGAGCUUCGAAAAAUAAUAAAUGGAAAACGAUACCUUCUUGUACUCGAUGCCGUUUGGAAUGUGGAUGGUGAAUCAUGGCUAAACUUGAAAAGGUUGUUGUCAGAUGGAGCACAAGGGGGUAGAAUAAUAAUAACAACUCGUUAUUUAGCUGCUGCAACAGUUGCAAGUAAAAUGGAGCCUUAUUUUUUACAGAUGCUAGAUGAAGAUGCUUCAUGGGCUCUGUUUGAAGAAGUUGCUUUCAAGAAAGGACAAGGGCCAAAAACCCCCAACAUUGUGGCAAUUGGAAAGGAUAUUGUGAAUAAGUGUGGAGGAAAUCCUCUUACAAUUAGGACAAUAGGAAGUAUGUUGUACUUUAAGGAUUCGGAAAGAGAAUGGUACUCCUUCUCGAAGAUGGAAUUUACAAGAGUACCACAACAAGAGAAUGGUAUUAUUCAAACACUUAAACUUAGCUUCGAUUCUCUUCCUUCACAUUUGAAACAUUGUUUUGCCUAUUGUCGUAUAUUUCCUAAAGAGUGUGAAAUUGAUGUGCAAACCUUGAUAAAUCUUUGGAUGGCACAAGGAUUUAUUUAUUCAUCAGAACCUAGGCGGUGUAUGGAAGAUAUAGGCUAUGGGUAUUUUAAACAAUUAACUUGGAGGUCAUUUUUUCAAGAUAUUCAAAGAGAUAAGCAUGGCAUAAUCACAAAGUGCAAAAUGCAUGGUCUCAUUCAUGAUCUUGCAAUCUUGGUAGCUGGAAAGAGGUGCAGCAUGUUGUCAUUAAAUAAAGAUAAUAUUGAUACAAAAGCUCACCACUUGUCAUUUAAUUUUCAUUUGGAUUCACACUGGCAGAUUCCAACUUCAUUGGUUCAAGCAAAAAGGACUAGAACAAUUCUCUUAUCAAAUCAAUCACAGCAGUGGGAAACAGAAGGGAGAUCAAGUAAAUCAAUCUGUGGUAACAUGGUUUUAGGUUGUAAGACAUUACGUGUGUUGGACCUGCAUAAUUCAGGGAUUAAUAUAGUGCCACCUUCUAUUGGAAAGUUGAAGUAUUUGAGAUAUCUUGAUCUUUCUCGUAAUAUAAAUAUCAAAACACUGCCCAGUUCUAUUACUAAGUUGUACCAUUUGCAGACUCUGAAACUCAAUUGUUGUCAGAGACUUAAAGAAUUGCCAAGAGAUAUUAAGAAGCUAAUCAACCUCAGAAAUCUGGAGAUUGAUGGGUGUUACGGUCUUACUCAUAUGCCAUGUGGAUUGGGCCAAUUGACUGAUCUGAGGACAUUAUCUGAAUUUUUAUUAAGCAAGAGGAAAGAUCUUGACUCGAGGCAUAAAGGUGGACUGGAUGAACUGAAGAAUCUAAACAACUUAAGAGGAGAGUUGAGGAUUAAGAAUUUAAGACAUGGGGCAGACUAUGAGGUUGCAAACUUGGAGAAAAAACGGCUUAAGUCCUUAAUACUAAUUUGGGAUAAUGAUGGAGAGGCAAUGAAGGCCGUUGCCAAUGGCUAUGUUCAAUGUUCAAAGCAGGAAGGGAAAGUUGAUUCUUAUUUAAUGUCAUUAAAUGGCCUUAAGCCACAUAUAAGUCUUAAAGAAUUAUCUUUAUCUGCUUAUGGGGGUAUCCAGUUUCCAGAUUGGUUUUCUUCGCUUACAAAUCUUGUUAGACUUUCGUUAUGGGGAUGUAAGAAAUGUCAAUAUAUACCACCACUGCAUCAGUUUUCUUCUCUUCAAGUAUUGACAUUGGGUGAGCUGACUAAUCUGGAAUAUGUUUCAGAAUAUGAAAAUAACCUGUUGUCAUCGACAGAAACAUUGCCAUCCCUAAGGGAGCUUCGGCUCACAGGUUUGCCUAACCUGAGGGGAUGGUGGAGAUUUGAAAAAAAGGAAGGUGUAGAUGAUAUUUCUUCUUCCACAAAAGCAACAAUUCUGUCGACAGCAGAGAGUUAUCAGCCUAUAUUUCCUUGUCUUUCAAAGUUGAGUAUUGAGAACUGCCCCGAGCUGGAUUCUAUGCCGCACUACCCAUAUUUAGACGAGGUGCUUCAGCUGAAUAACAGUAGUGUGAAGCCUUUGCAGCAAACUAUGGCCAUGAGCAUGGCAGGACAGCAGAUCCCAACAACAACAGAUGAAGCUUCAUCCUCGACGAUUUCUCAUGCUUCAGUGCCAAGUACUUCCACUUUCUUUCCUCUCUCUAAACUGAGGAAUCUGUGUCUUGUUGACAUAAUGGAACUUGACAUUUCCAAUGGUGAUGUAAUUAUAUGGGAAGCUUUUGAAAGCCUCAAGUUUUUGACAUUUGAUCAUCUUCCACAACUAGAGACUCUCCCUGAAGGGCUUCAAGAAGUUAACAGCCUGCAAGAACUCCAUAUACGGCGCUGUAAUAAUUUGAAGGCCAUUCCUGAUUGGAUCAUAAAGCUCAAGUCACUUAAGAAACUUGCUAUUCGGCUAUUGCCCAAUCUGACAUCAUUGCCUGUAGAAUUAUAUGGCCACACCUCUUCACAAAAGUUGGAGAUUGAGGAUUGUCCUAAGAUUGCUCAAAAGGCUAAUCAUGUCCAGGAUCUAAUCAUGAAAUUUUUAACAACUUCCGAACCUCUAAGGAUUAUGCAAUAAUCAUUGCGUGAAGAAGUGCCAAGUUCAAGGCAAACAGAUGGUGGUUGGGCAUGCUUAUAUCUGAUUUCUGUAUAUAUAUAUAUAUAUAUAGUUUUUUUUUUUUUUUUUUUUUUUUUUUUUCCCU
Messenger RNA from Ziziphus jujuba (common jujube), 3616 nucleotides. RefSeq names its product putative disease resistance protein RGA1. The transcript has 3 exons. Gene Ontology annotation, biological process: defense response to other organism. Lineage: Eukaryota; Viridiplantae; Streptophyta; Magnoliopsida; Rosales; Rhamnaceae. Gene Ontology annotation, molecular function: ADP binding; protein binding. The coding region runs from base 163 to 3492 and encodes 1109 amino acids. The record is from RefSeq and is a predicted model, not a curated record.